Messenger RNA from Solenopsis invicta (red fire ant), 3801 nucleotides. RefSeq names its product whirlin (gene dysc). The record is from RefSeq and is a predicted model, not a curated record. Gene Ontology annotation, molecular function: protein binding. The transcript is spliced from 16 exons. Gene Ontology annotation, cellular component: stereocilia ankle link complex; stereocilium tip; cilium. The coding region runs from base 294 to 3197 and encodes 967 amino acids. NCBI's taxonomy places the organism in Eukaryota, Metazoa, Arthropoda, Insecta, Hymenoptera, Formicidae.
GCGCUCGCUCGCGAGCAGUGGAGCCAGUCGUGAGCUUCGUGCCGUGGUUGCUGGGGCGAUGCGCCUGGCGCAUCGACCGACGUGCGCGACUGCAGCAGCAGCAGUAGUAGUAAAAGCAGCAGCAACGAGUGGUGUAUUGCGCGUCGCACCCGUAUCGCGCCCGUUGUCCGUCGUCAUCGCCGUCGUCGUUGGUGCCGGACUCACUGGAACGACGACGCUCGCACGUGAGCACGUCGCCGCGGCCGCGAGAUGAGAGACGUGUGACCAAGGAGAACCCGAUCGCCAGCCGAGGCAUGGCCAGCAGCACGGAGGACUACGGUUCCGAGUUGCAGGAGUGGGGCGGCGGUCCCAUCGGCGGGACGCACGUCAUGCGUAGCGCCGGCGGUGGUCUUCACCACCUGCGUAGCAGCACCUGCUACGAGGCCGAGGACCUCGGCACCACUCGGCAUCAUGGAAAUCAGCCCCGCGGCUACUACAGCCCGCCCGGCACCAGCUACACCAUCGUCGAGAGGCCGCCCAGCGCGCCCCAUCAUCACUCCUCGCACGCGACUCCCUACAGAUCGCACCGGGGUCACGGAACAACCGGCGGCACCGGUGCUAUCUCCCCGGAACAAGUGCUCAGGCUGUUCGGCAACAGUGUCGCGGAGCGACGUCAGACCGAUCGCAGAUCGCCGGCAUCGAGUCCGGCGAGUGUGACGACGGUACGCGGCACGCCGACUGCGUCCGGCGGUUCGCAGCAGCAACAGCAGCAGCAGCAGCAACAGCAAUCGCAGCAGUCGCAGCAGCAGCAGCAGCAGCAACAGCAGCAAGGAACCGGGAACGCUGGGAACCCGCCCACGUCGCCGAUCUCGCAGCCGCUCAGCCUUCAGGAGCUCACCGUAAGGACAAUCACCAUGACGAGAGAUCCGCCGGACUCUCACCAUGGCUUUGGCAUCUGCGUGAAGGGUGGCAAGGACGCAGGUGAGAUCCGCAAUACCUUCAGGCUACCCCCGUCGCCGUACUUCGUGCCUCGAGAACGAGAAGCGCAGUCAGGAGUUGGCGUCUACAUCUCGAGGGUGGAGGAGGGUUCGGUCGCCGAACGCGCUGGACUCAGGCCAGGAGACACCAUCCUGGAGGUGAACGGCACACCCUUUCGCGCGGUCACCCACGAGGAAGCUCUCAAAAUGCUGAAGUCCUGCAGAACCCUGAGCAUGACGGUGCGAGGACCCGCCUUGGACCCCCGCUGCCGGGGCGGUCACCCCGUAUGGUCGUCGUCGGGCCGUCAGCAGUCCUGCAGCUGGAUGGAUCGCCAAGGUCGUCCAGCGUCUCCGCCGCCCCUUAAUCCGCCCCGCGAUUCCCGCUACGGACCGAGGACGCGGAAGGUUGAGCUGUGCAUCGAACCCGGCCAAUCUCUAGGCCUGAUGAUCCGUGGCGGCCUCGAAUACGGCCUCGGAAUCUACGUGACGGGCGUCGACAAGGACAGCGUCGCCGACCGCGCCGGACUCCUCGUGGGCGAUCAGAUCAUCGAAGUGAACGGGCAGAGCUUCGAGGAGGCAACGCACGAUGAGGCUGUUCAGAUACUGAAGACCAACAAGAGGAUGAGCCUGCUGAUACGCGACGUUGGCAAAGUGCCCCAUUCGUGUACCACCAGCCAGCCUAUAGUGAUCCCGAAUAGAUAUCCGGAGCAUGAUCCCUUACUUCUGGAAAGUCCCGGAAAUCAUCGUCCACCCAGCCCCACGAGCAGCACAAAUGAGUGGAGGCACCGGGGUGGCAUUCACACCAUUUCGGCGGCCACCGCUGCCAUGGUGGAGGAGAAGGCGCGGGUCGUCCUCGCCAGGAGCGAACGUGCCGCGCUCUCUCAGCUCCUGGCGGAUUACAGGACGAGAAGGCUAACGAUAGAGGACCUGAUCGUCAGUCUGAGCGACCUGCUCAACACCCACGAGAAACUGACGCUGCUGACGGAGCUCAGGGAGUUGGUUGACAACAAGGACAGAGCGGCCUUCGACGAUCUCGUUUACCGACCCAGAAUAGCAAUGGCCAGGAGAAAAGGCGACCGCGCACACUCGGACCUGAUAGUAACUCCCUCGCUGCACGAUCUUCCGAGGGGUGUGCCCGGUGGUUGUUGCCGUCCGGGACGACUGGUGGACGUCGAGGGAGAUCCCCUAGGAGUGACGGGCCCUCUUCUACCGCGGGAUAACCAGGAGUAUAGGUCGCCGAGCGAGGACAGCGGUCUCGGGGCCGACAUGCCCAGGACCAGAGUGGGCUGCAGGAGGGCGCAGCAGCACCAAGUGACGACCUCCGACCUCGCCCUCUCCAAUGAUGACGAGUGCGACAAUCAGGAUUACGAUGACGAGAUCGAGAACGGACGGGGUCGCAGACACAGUUCCCCGGGCAGCUCCCGAGGUAACCCCAGGGAUUACGGCCAUCACCUGCACCCGGACAAUUUGGAGAGCGAUGGGGGUUGCGAUGGUAGCGACGCCGAGAUGAUCGGUAACGGGAGACGGGGCGCCGGCGACAGGAAUCGCGAUUUGGAGGAAGAUGACGAGCUCGAGAACAGAGAGGAGAGGGGCUCGGAGAGUGGAGGAGGUGGUGGAGGUUUCGGUGGUUGGAGGUCCCACUUGCUCGGUGGACUAACGCAACGCGUCAAAUCCUGGUACUGGGGCGCCAGGCCCCUCUUGUGCCCGUUCCAGGAGCUCGCGCACAAGCUCUCGCGGAGCUUCGACAUGCAGGAGGCACAGCUUCUGGAGGAGGGUAGUUCCGGCAGCGGGUCCGCCGUGGGUGGGUCCGCGGGCGGCCCGCCGCGGCGGCAUCACAGCGUGCAGCGGCUGACCCGUAGCGAGAUGUCGGAGCGACGGGAGGAGGACGGCGCCCUGGUGGUGCCCGAUCAUCAGGGCAACCUGCGGAUCACCGUGAAAAAGACCAAGUCGAUUCUGGGCAUCGCCAUCGAGGGCGGCGCCAACACCAAGCACCCACUGCCCCGAAUUAUUAAUAUACAUGACAACGGAGCAGCUUACGAAGCUGGCGGCCUCGAAGUCGGACAGCUCAUCCUCGAGGUCGACGGUCAAAAAGUUGAAGGGCUUCACCAUCAAGAGGUCGCGCGACUGAUCGCGGAAUCGUUCGCGCGCCGCGACCGUAACGAGAUCGAGUUCCUGGUGGUGGAGGCGAAGAAGAGCAACCUGGAGCCGAAGCCGACGGCGCUCAUUUUCCUGGAGGCGUAGCAGGAAUCUCCCACCUCCGAGCCGGAACCACCAUAGCCCAAUCUGACCAAAGCUCGGCCGGCGGCGAUCCAGCACGAACGUCGUCGCCGUUGAGUCCGAUCGAGACUAAAAACCACUGUCGGACAUCCGCCAAUUCUCGCGAGGAUCUGAGAUUUUGGAGAGCAGCCUCGUAGAGACUAACGAUGUCCCUCCUCGAGUUCUCUCGACUCGGACGGCCGAGCUGUCGGUCAGUCGCUAAUUGUCUAACCUGGCCCUGGUGGUGGGAACUUCACUUCGCCCGCUGACAAGACAACAUUUCGAAGACAGACACUCUUCGGAAGGGAUGAAGAGCGAGAACGCCGGAGAGAUUCCGCGGGCCGGCGUUGCUAGAAUUUCUUCGAUUUGAGAUGCUCGGCAGGGCCACCAGGUGACGCGAGAGCCGCGUUACCCACAAGGGACAAAAGGGAUCCUAGAAAGUUCCUGGACUCUCGUGCCGAAGUAGCCGGAGUCGCAACACGCCCCCUCCCUCCCCUCUCCCCGUCCCCGCAAACUUUCCACCCCUCGCGCGCGAGAUCCGCAAAUCGGCACGAGACUGCCGCAAGAAAAAGUUACUUUAUUGUAUAUA